Messenger RNA from Hippopotamus amphibius kiboko, 4446 nucleotides. It is a transcript of the gene LMTK1, whose product is annotated as apoptosis associated tyrosine kinase. Gene Ontology annotation, biological process: peptidyl-tyrosine autophosphorylation; brain development. Lineage: Eukaryota; Metazoa; Chordata; Mammalia; Artiodactyla; Hippopotamidae. The transcript is spliced from 14 exons. The record is from RefSeq and is a predicted model, not a curated record. Gene Ontology annotation, molecular function: ATP binding; protein tyrosine kinase activity. Bases 1 to 4446 code for a protein of 1481 amino acids.
AUGGUGCCCAGAACAUUCCAGCAGCAGUACGCCUCAGUGGGAGGGCCUGCCUGCACAGCGGGCUCCCGCCUGGGCUCUGGGGGGCCAGUGCUGGGCUCCCCUGCCUGGAGCCGUGCUGGGGGAAGGGGCUGGGCAGCGAUGCUCACGCUGUCCUACCUGAUCGCCCGCUCUGCGGGCUCCGUCUGGCGGGCCUCCAGGUGGCAUCGUCAGGGGGCGGCCCCACUGAGCUCCUCGGACGUCCCUCAGCUUCGGCCUCUGUUUCCCCACCUGGCAGCGGUCUGUCUGAGUCAGACGGGCCUGCGGCGCUGCUACUGUGGUUCUGCUUCUAGCCUGGGGCUCCUGGGAGACGUGGCUGUGGCUCAGGAAUGUGAGGGGGCUUCCUCCGACGCCGUGACCCUGAAGCGACUGGCCGUGGGUGCCCCCACCCCAGGGCGAAGGCUGCUGAGAGCCCGGGAGCUCACCGCAUGUGUCGCCUGCUCGGCCCAGGAGUUUGAGAAUGCCGAGGGGGAAGAGUACGCGGCCGACUUCUCGGCACAGGGCUCCCCGGCGGCAGCGGCUCAGAACGGGCCCGACGUGUACGUCCUGCCACUCACCGAGGUCUCCCUGCCCAUGGCCAAGCAGCCUGGGCGGUCAGUGCAGCUGCUCAAGUCCACAGACCUGGGCCGGCAUAGCCUCCUGUACUUGGAAGAGAUAGGCCACGGCUGGUUCGGGAAGGUGUUCCUUGGGGAGGUGAACUCGGGCAUUAGCAGCACCCAGGUGGUGGUGAAGGAGCUGAAGGCGAGUGCCAGCGUGCAGGAGCAGAUGCAGUUCCUGGAGGAGGCGCAGCCUUACAGGGCCCUGCAGCACAGCAACCUGCUCCAGUGCCUGGCCCAGUGUGCCGAGGUGACGCCCUACCUGUUGGUGAUGGAGUUCUGCCCGAUGGGGGACCUCAAGGGCUACCUGCGGAGCUGUCGGCUGGCAGAGUCCAUGGCCCCCGACCCCCUGACCCUGCAGCGCAUGGCCUGUGAGGUGGCCUGUGGCGUCCUGCACCUGCAUCGCAACAACUAUGUGCACAGUGACCUGGCCCUGAGGAACUGCCUGCUCACGGCCGACCUGACGGUGAAGAUUGGCGACUAUGGCCUGUCUCACGGCAAAUACAGGGAGGACUACUUCGUGACGGCCGACCAGCUGUGGGUGCCGCUGCGCUGGAUCGCGCCCGAGCUGGUGGACGAGGUGCACUGCAACCUGCUGGUGGUGGACCAGACCAAGGCCAGCAACGUGUGGUCCCUGGGCGUGACCAUCUGGGAGCUCUUUGAGCUGGGAGCGCAGCCCUACCCCCACCACUCCGACCGGCAAGUGCUGGCCUACGCUGUCCGGGAGCAGCAGCUCAAGCUGCCCAAGCCCCAGCUGCAGCUGACCCUCUCUGACCGCUGGUAUGAGGUGAUGCAGUUCUGCUGGCUGCAGCCUGAGCAGCGGCCGACGGCUGAGGAGGUGCACCUGCUGUUGUCCUACCUGUGCGCCAAAGGUGCCACCGAGGCUGAGGAGGAAUUUGAGCGGCGCUGGCGCUCACUGCGGCCCGGCGGGGGCGGCACGGGUCCCGGGCUGGGGGCAACAGGCCUGGCACUGGGGGGCAUGGGCGGCGAGCUGGCUGCCACCUCAUCCUUCCCACUGCUGGAGCAGUUCGCUGGCGACAGCUUCCACGCGGACGGCGACGACGUGCUGACGGUGACUGAGACGAGCCGCGGCCUCAACUUCGAGUACAAGUGGGAAGUGGGCCGCAGCGCCGAGGCCUUCCCGCCGCCUGAGGGCGCACUGAGUCCGGGCCGAGCCGCGCGUCUGCAGGAGCUCUGCGUCCCUGACGGCGCCCCCCCGGGCGUGGUGCCGGUGCUCAGCGCUCACAGCCCCUCGGUGGGCAGCGAGUACUUCAUCCGCCUGGAAGACCCUGCGCCUGCUGCCGGCCAUGACCCCGACUGCGCCGGCUGUGCCCCCAGCAUGCUCGCCGCCGCCCUGUGCCCCGAUGGCAGUGACCACGAUGACGACUCCGAUGGCAGCGCGGCCGCCUCACUGGUCAUGGAGCCGCUGCUGGGCCACGCGCCACCCGCCGAUGGCCCCUGGAGCCACUGCGACUACCACCCGUGCAGCAGCCACACCCGCGAUCUGCCCUGCGCCUCACGCUCUCCCUCACCGGAGACCCCGAUGCUGGCGCAGUCUGGAGCAGAGGAUAUUGACUGGGGCCUGGGGGCCUUCUGCCCGCCCUUCUUUGAGGACCCGCUGGGCACCUCCCCCUCUGGGAGCUCCGGGGCCCAGCCGUCCCCAGGUGGGGAGGAGCUGGGGGAGGCUGAGGCGCCCAGGGCCGCCCAGCACGGACACUGGAGCUCCAAUGUGUCUGCCAACAACAACAGCGGAAGCCGAGCCCCAGAAUCCUGGGUCCCGGGCCUCUCGGGCUACAUGGACUGCUGCCCUGGCGUGAAGCAGACCCUCCGGGCCGUCCCUGAGUUGAGCCAUCCUCUGACUCCAGGGGAUCCCAGAGAGCCUCUCCUUGGGCCAAAGGAGGCCCCCUCUGGUCAGGAGCUGGGCCGCUGCCUUGGCCUCCCCCACCUGUAUCCUGCUGAGGGGCUGACACCUGCCCCCUGCCUGGUCACAUCUUCCUGGACAGAGGCAGCCAUAAGUGGGGGUGACAGCCCCCAGGUAGAGCCCAGGCUUGCAGAGGAGGCCGAGGGCUCUGCUGGACUUCAGCUGCCCCUUCCCUCCAUCCCGUCCCCAUCCCAAGAGGGAGCCCCACUUCCCGCCGAGGAGGCCAGCACCCCGCCCACCCUGCCUGCCUCACCCACGCCCACUGGCAGCCAGGCGCCUGCCAUCGAGCCAGCCCAGACUCUGGACAGUGACAGUGGCAGCAGCUCCCUUGAGCUGGAGGCGCCAGGCAGUGAAGACGAGGACACGACUGAGGCCACGUCUGGUGUCUUCACUGACUUGUCCAGUGACGGCCCGCAGGCUGAGAAACCAGAUGUGACACCAGCCUUGCGCUCCCUGCAGAAGCAGGUGGGAACCCCUGACUCCCUGGACUCCUUGGACAUCCCAUCCUCAGCCAGCGAUGGUGGCUGUGAGGUCUUCAGCCCAUCAGCUGUUGGCACCCCUGGUGGGCAGCCCCGAGCCCUGGACAGCGGCUAUGACACGGAGAACUACGAGUCCCCCGAGUUUGUCCUCAAGGAGGCGCACGAGCCCUGUGAGCCUGCAGCCUUUGGGGAGCCGGCCUCAGAGGGUGAGAGCCCAGGGCCUGAGACUCGGCUCUCCACUUCCCUUGGUGGCCUCAGCGAGAAGAAUCCCUACCGUGACUCUGCUUACUUCUCAGACCUGGACACAGAGCCAGAGCCCCCCUUGGGCCCCAAGGAGAAGAAAAGAGGUGUGCCAGAACCUGAGCUGGAGAGCCCGAAGAGCCCCAGGCUGCAGUCUGCACAGCCCGCCCCUGAGUUGGGGAUGCCUGGAGAAGAUCAGGGCGCUGGCCCCGGGGAGGUGCCGCCACUGCCACUGUCUGAGGACUCUUCCCCAGAGCCGAGUGCCUGCCCCUCAGGCCCCAGGCUGGAGCCUUCCUGGCCCCAAGACCCAGCCCAGGUGCCACCCAUGCCCAACCCCGGGAGUUCUAAGAUUUUCCUGCUGACUCCAGUCCGGCCAAGCUCAGAAAGCCACCGCCCUGAGCUCCAGGAGACCCUGGGACUGCUGUCAGGGUCGGGCCUGCAGGAACGGACAGGGGGCCCAGGUGCCCCCAGAACCCCACUCUGCCUGGCCCUGCCGGGACUCCCCACGGCUCCGGAGGGGCGGCCGGAGGAGGAGGAGGAGGACAGCGAGGACAGCGACGAGUCGGACGAGGAGCUCCGCUGCUACAGCAUCCAGGAGCCGAGCGAGGAGAGCGAGGAGGAGGCACUGCCCGUGCCAGUGGUGGUGGCGGAGAGCCAGAGCGCGCGCAACCUGCGCAGUCUGCUUAAGAUGCCCAGCCUGCUGUCCGAGGCCUUCUGCGAGGACCUGGAACGCAAGAAGAAAGCCGUGUCCUUCUUUGACGACGUCACCGUCUACCUCUUUGACCAGGAAAGCCCCACCCGGGAGCUUGGGGAGCCCUUCCCCGGCGCCAAGGAGUCGUCCCCCACAUUCCCGGCGGGCAGCCCAGGCUCCCCCAUCGCCCCCGGCCGGCCACGGCGGGCUGACCGUCCCCCCGACUGCCCCGCGGCCGAAGAGGGUGGAAGGUUCCAGUGGGACGAUGGCCUCCUGCUGACGCCAGCCCAGGAGCCCGCCCCGCGAGUCCUCGCCGCUCCCCCCAAGCCCCCCGCGCCCAGCCCCUUCUCGCGCUUCACUGUCUCACCAGCGCCUGCGUCCCGCUUCUCCAUCACGCACGUCUCCGACUCGGACUCCGGGUCCGUGGCAGGUGAGGCUGCGGCGGGGCUGGCGGGAGGGGACACUGAGUCGGGACAGUGGUGA